Centruroides sculpturatus (bark scorpion) is the source of this 556-nucleotide messenger RNA. RefSeq lists its product as uncharacterized. The record is from RefSeq and is a predicted model, not a curated record. The annotation marks the transcript as partial. The transcript is spliced from 5 exons. Lineage: Eukaryota; Metazoa; Arthropoda; Arachnida; Scorpiones; Buthidae.
AUGCACAAGUUAUUCACACACACACACACAAACAUUUUUUUGCUGGUAGAGGCACGUUCACCUGGAAGUGAAGAAUGGCAAUUACAAAAGUUAUUCCCUUUGCAAAAUUAUGAAGAGGAAAUAGAAAUAAAUCCUCCUGUUGAAGGAUUUACUGAUAUUAGAGUUGUACUUUGUCUUCAAACCAAUCAUUCUUGGUGUGGUGAUGAAAGAUUAGUUAGUCCUCUAAUUACUGUAGAAAAAUCCAAGGAAUCAAAACCAGCACUAUCAACAAUCAACAUUGUAAUCAUCAUUGUCAUUGCAGGCUGUGUUCUUAUCAUUUUAAUUAUUAGUGUGAUAUGUUGUUGUUGGUGUAGAAAAGGCAAAAAUGAGAAAAAGAACUAUGAAAUGGAAUCUGGAAGUGGCCAUCCAAAAACUGUCAGUGCUCCAUUUUAUUCUGAAGGACUCAAUAAAAGUAUUGAAAAUAAUCUAGAUCUUAAACCAAACAUAUAUAUGAGUAAUAUUGUGGAUGGUACUCCUGGAUCAUUGAAUAGCCAUAUGAUGCAACAAUCUAAUAAUG